GACCCCUUCUUCAAUUUCAGGCUUGGGUGGGCGCAAUCACAUUCUUCCAACAUCCUCGCAAACAAAGCAGGCAAUACCCAAAGCCGGCACGACAGCGCCACUCUGUAUCUCUUAUCCUACAUGCUUCUCCGAGCAUCCCCUCUUCUUCGCGCCUCCCACCGUCCAUUCUCCUCUGGGGUUCACAUGGCGCUAGCUGCCCAUCUCCUUGUCUAUCCCAACCAUCAAAGUUUCCCUUCAUGGCGAUCUUCUUCGCACUUGCCGCCUGUGUGUCAAGCGAAUGGCUACGACCGCAUUUCGCCCAAAUUAACAUUUUCACAAUUUGUUCGGAGUUUCUACGUCUUGUCGGGAACACACAAUAAGGUACAAAGGCCUUGUGGAAGGAUUUUCUGUGGGCAAAGAGAGUAUAGAAAGGUGAGGAGACGAGUCCCCAAAACCAAGAAAAAGGAAUUAGAGCUCAACGUCAGUAUCUGUAUUGAAGAAAAGUUGCCGGACGACCCUGAACUUUUGAGUAUUGCAGAAAUGCUUCGUUUGAAUGUUCCUAAGGCUCUGAAGUUAGCUUUCAACAAUUUAAAGGAUUCACAAUACAAAACUCGAGAUAGUUCAAUAAACGAUGUUGGUUUAUUUGAAAGUGUUGAGAUGUCCGUGCUACUUUGUAACGACGAGUUUAUCUGUAAACUUAACAAAGAAUGGAGGGACGAGGAUCAUGCCACUGAUGUCCUGUCCAUGUCACAGCAUGUCCCAGAACUGAAGCUUCCAAUUCUUAUGUUAGGUGAUAUUGUCAUUUCCGUUGAGACUGCUGCGAGGCAGGCGGAGGAACGGGGACACACGCUCCUUGAUGAGAUUCGGAUACUCCUGACAGGAAAAAAGAAGGAAGUCUCCGAUUUUACCGCCCAAGGUUCAGCUAUAUUUUCUGUGAUAUGGAUGGUACAUUGCUCAACAGUAAAAGUCAAAUUACUCCAACAACUGUCAAGGCCCUGAAGGAGGCCUUGUCAAGAGGUGUGAAAGUUGUUAUAGCUACUGGAAAGGCCCGCCCAGCCGUAAUAAGCAUUUUGGAGAAGGCUGGUUUAGCUGGAAAAGAUGGUGCCGUGUCUGAAUUUUCUCCAGGAGUUUUCUUACAGGGACUACUUGUUUAUGGCAGACAAGGCAAGGAAAUUUAUAGGCGGAACUUAGAUCAAGAUAUCUGCAGAGAGGCAUGCCUUUAUUCUUUAGAGAAGAAUGUUCCUCUGAUUGCAUUUGGUGAAGGCCGUUGCUUAACUCUAUUUGAUCAUCCACUUACUGAUGCAUUGCACACUAUAUACCAUGAGCCCAAGGCAGAGGUGAUGUCCUCGGUUGAUAAUCUUUUGGCUGCAGCUGAAAUACAGAAACUUCUUUUCUUGGACACUGCCGAGGGAGUUUCACGCGUUCUUCGACCAUACUGGUCAGAGGCAUCAGGGGAGCACGCCUCGGUUGUUCAGGCUGUACCAGAUAUGCUUGAGAUCGUCCCCUGCGGAACCUCGAAAGGUAGCGGAGUAAAAUUGUUGCUCGAUCAUUUGGGAGUUUCUUCCGAGGAGGUAAUGGCUAUUGGAGAUGGGGAAAAUGACAUUGAGAUGCUGGAAUUGGCAUCUCUUGGAAUUGCUAUGAGCAAUGGAGCAGAGAAAACAAAGGCUGUUGCUAACUUAAUUGGUCCCAGCAAUGAUGAAGAUGGUGUUGCAGAGGUCAUAUACAGAUAUGCAUUCUAGACACAAUGGGGCUUUGAGAAGCUUAUGAUCUGAUGAUUACACAGUCAAUUAUUGUGAUUGAAGGAUGCAAAUUCUGCCCUUCAACAUAUUCUUAUUAUUUUUCUCUCUCGACCAAGCCAAACUAAGAGAGUCAAGAUUUUUGCCUUUUAGUAGGGAGACAUAAGUUAUUAGCUUAGCCUUUUGAUGUUUUAUCUCCAUACACAGAAUGUCAUUGUGUUGAAUUACUAUUAAUCCCAUAUUCUUUUUAGUAGUCCGGAGCUGGCUUAAACAUUGUAUCCUCUUAUUUUCAAAUGAAUAAACUUCUGUUCUUACA
Molecule: messenger RNA, 2031 nt
Organism: Cucurbita pepo subsp. pepo (vegetable marrow)
Lineage: Eukaryota; Viridiplantae; Streptophyta; Magnoliopsida; Cucurbitales; Cucurbitaceae
Source: RefSeq, a predicted model, not a curated record